Dendronephthya gigantea is the source of this 754-nucleotide messenger RNA. RefSeq lists its product as uncharacterized. Lineage: Eukaryota; Metazoa; Cnidaria; Anthozoa; Malacalcyonacea; Nephtheidae. Bases 62 to 748 code for a protein of 228 amino acids. The transcript has 2 exons. The record is from RefSeq and is a predicted model, not a curated record.
UGGGCUAAUUUGCCGUUGUCUCUAAAACGUGGCGCAAACAAGCUAUAAAAUUCGUCUACAAAUGGCAACUAAGCCUGCAAGUUCGAAACCAAAGCCAAUGGAGUGGACAGAAGACCACGAUUUAUUGUUAAUGAGAGAAAUGAUGGUUAGUGAUCUUUUUCUUUACAAGAAGGGGAGUCCUAACAGAGGCGUAGUCUGGGAUUCCAUCGUUGAAAAUCUAAACCGAAUCGAAAACCCUGUAUUUGGAUUGAAAGAUAAAAGAAGUGUGCGGGACCGAUGGAACCUGUUAAAGACUAAACACAAAAAGAAAACCAGGGACGAGGAAGCUGCCAGUGGUAUUGAUGUCGAUGACCUUACUGAGAGAGAAAGUAUGAUCGAAGAGCUGUGUGCUAAAGAGGACAGUUUUGUUGAUGUCGACACAGCUCGUAAACAAAAAGAAAGAGAAAAUGCGGAAGACGUCAGAAUGAAGGCUUUAGAGCGUAUGGGAGAAACGAGGAAACGCGGCACGACUGAGGAUGAGGAUUCUAGACCAAAAAAAACACGUAGGGGAAGCAGCGAACUGAUCGAAUACCUUAAACAAAAAUCGAGCACAGACAGCGAACUUCGAGAACAACAGUUAGAAAUGAUGCGAAUGAUGCAAGAUCAACACAAAAAAAUGAUGGAAAGCCAAGCACUGGUGCUUCAGCAACAGCAGCAAAUGUCGAUGGCAUUUUUGUCAACAAUGCAAAAGUUUAUGGAGAAAUUGUAAGAAGCU